This is a messenger RNA of Opisthorchis viverrini, 204 nucleotides long. RefSeq lists its product as hypothetical. The record is from RefSeq and is a predicted model, not a curated record. The transcript has a single exon. NCBI's taxonomy places the organism in Eukaryota, Metazoa, Platyhelminthes, Trematoda, Opisthorchiida, Opisthorchiidae. The coding region runs from base 1 to 204 and encodes 67 amino acids.
AUGCACACUAUUCUUGAUGGUGCUGCUGUUGGUGCUGAUUACGAUACGCAGCUGGACGAGUUCGAAGGGGUGGUGCAAUCGGCGCAGCACAGAAAUGGAUAUGCCGUAGUUUUCACUGAAGUGGCGGGAGCUUCCGGUCAACAUGAUUUAUUCGCCACUGCUGUUGCUGCUGCUGCCGUCGCCGAUGCGCCGCCAUUGGCGUAA